GGUGCCUUAACCAUCAAAUCACAGUCGCCUUCUAUCCUCUGCAACGCCCUCUUUUCCUCCGAAUAUCGCACACAGGCAUCACAGUUGGAAUCACUGGAUUUGAUUACACCUUGUGGAGCUCACGACUGGCACGUUUCGCCUCCCGCAUACCGCUACACGACCUGGGCGUGAGAUCCAGGCGCAACUUGAGCUCACUGAACCACGCUGGCACGAGUUGCAUUGCGCCUCACGCCACGCAGGACGAGGAUUUAUUAUGACAUAGCUUCCAAGUCUAGGCAUAUUGGAAGCACAUCUACCUAGCAGUACCGAUCUUCGAAUCCAUCUCUCUCCUCAAAGACGGUGUUCACUCUCCCUCCACCAUGGCUACUCAAGCGCCAACCCAGGGCGCUGGCACGGCCAACUCCUAUGCAGGGCAACCAGCAACAUCACCAGCUGGCCCUCCCGCCGCGACUACGGCUGCAACUGGCACCACUGGAGGUGCCAUGUCAAACCAAAAUCUGAACCAGAUAGUUACGGAUUAUUUGCUUAAGCGAGGCUUCAACCGGACAGAAGAGGUUUUCAGACAGGAGUCAAAGCAUCUGGGUAAUGAUGGAAAACCAGUCCAGCAAUUAGCAAACCUAGGUCCAAAGAAGUACUCGAGAGCGUUUCGACUCUUGAGAGACUGGGUCGAAAACAAUCUCGAAAUCUACAAGUUUGAGCUAUCAAAGCUUCUCUGGCCGACGUUUGUUUACUCGUUCAUCGAGCUGGUUGGAAAUGGAUACACAGAAGAGGGCAAGCUGUUCCUUAAAGAAAUUGGCCAGCAUUUCCAAGCGUCCCAUGCAGAUGAUUUGAAGACGUUUUCGACCAUCACGCUUCCGCAGCAUACAAACGAGAACCCCAUUACCAAAUUAUACAAGGAGAACAAGUAUCGUAUCCCCUUGAACCAACAUGCGACUAGCGACCUAUUCAACUUUCUUGAGCGCGAAUCUGAUCAAGGUGGAUCCGUGAUCCGACAACUACUCGUCUCAUAUUGUCAGAUUGAUUCAACAGCUCGCGGACCUAUCACUCCAUUCAGCUUUGAGGCGGUGUUUAGGAAGACGAAGAAUCUGGAAAUCGAGGAGGUGGAUACUAAGGAAGGUAUCCCGGGGGUCAACAUCGGGCUAUCCAACAAGGAUAUUUUGGAUCCGGCGGCACCUCUGAGCCUUGGACCUCUACCGAUGGAUACUGAUCUUCGCGAUGAUAUCCGAGCCGAAAUCGAAGACGAGGAACGGCGAAAUCCCCCGGUCCCUGGCGCAACUAGCCUGAUAGAAGAGCUUGACCAAAAGAUCAAGCGAGAAGAGAGUGCAGAUGCCCCGAGCCGAGCGGAUCUACCGCUACCCCCGUCUCGCCCGCGAGAUAUUAUGCUUGAGAUGCAAAAGCUGCGAGAAAAUAGAGACAGAUUCAAAAUCGAGGGUCGAACAGGUGGUGUGGGCGUCCCCGUCAGCGCUUGCAUGUUUACAUUCCACAACACAUUUGGAAGCGUAUCAUGUAUGGAGUUUUCUGACGACGGACAGCUCGCAGCUGUGGGUACCAGCGAAUCCUAUAUUCGCGUCUGGUCCUUGGAUGGAAAAGCUCUCCCCAGCUCAAAUGCUCACGAAAAAGGCGCCAAGUUCAACAGCCGGAAGCUGAUUGGACACUUUGGCCCUGUAUUCGACAUUUCGUUCUCCGACUCUGCUUCGGGACCUCCCCAAAAGCUGUUUGGUGAUGAAGGAAGACAGAAUGCGGCAAUUGACGGGCGGCCGAAGUUACUACUCUCAUGUUCAGCGGACGGACAAAUCCGGCUGUGGUCUCUGGAAUCUUGGACCUGCUUAUGCGUUUACAAGUCACACGACGGACCUGUCUAUAGAGCGCAAUGGGGUCCACACGGACAUUACUUUCUAACCGGCGGCUACGACAAGGUCGUUCGAGUGUGGAUGCAGGAUCAUGCGUCGCCCCAGCGUCUGCUUGUUGGGCACGAUACCGCCGUCUCAGCUAUAGCAUGGCAUCCCAACGGCAUGUAUGUCUUUUCGGCAUCAGACGAAACGGACAAGUCUGUCCGCAUGUGGUCCGUGGUGACAGGGGCCUGCGUGAGAGUAUUUACUGGGCACACUGAGCACGUCAGCUCUCUAGAAUGCGCACCCAACGGCAAGAUUCUAGCCAGCGCAGACGUUGCGGGCAAUAUUUUCUUCUGGGAUCUAGUCAAGGGUACUCGCAUCAAGCGCUCUCGCGGCCACGGCAAAGGCGGCGUCUGGUCUCUCAGCUUCAGCGUCGAGUCCAACAUACUUGCCUCUGGUGGCCAAGAUGGUACUGUUCGGUUGUGGGACGUCGAAUCACCAGCGGAUCCUCACAAAGCCGCUCAACAGGCCGGCCUUGAGGCUGCUACUGCCGGUGCCGAUUUGGCGAUUGGUGGUCCCAAUGGAGAAGCAUCAAGAAUCAACGCUGGACCUUCGGGCCAACCAGCCAACACUGGAGCCACCACGGGCACCAAGAAGAAGAGCAAAGAGGUGAUGAUUACUCCAGAUCAAAUCUCUGCGUUUCCCACGAAGAAGACGCCUGUGAUUAAUGUCAAGUUUACUCGAAUGAAUCUCGUUAUAGCAGGCGGAUGUUACGACCCUGACCGGUAGAGCAAGGCAGGGCGUGACUGAAGCAGGUAGAUGUGAUGUGGGAUUGUGCUGCAAUUCUUGGGGUGGCAUUACAACUAAACGCAAAUUGCGCAUCCAAGACACGACGUGGAGGUCUAGAUGGCGGUAAUGGCCAGUGAAUUGCACGAGGUACAGGUGCCGCAAAGAGCCUGACAGAAAGCAGCAGGAUAACGACGGACUCGGAAUGGGUGUAAUACAGCUAUAGGUCUCGCUUGGUUACAGGGAUAAUUAUUUAGAACAAUACUCGAUGCGUCAUGAUGGCAGAUUAAUACCGCCAGAGCAUCGAAUGAGGCACGAAUCUGCCUGGGUAGGGAAUAAUGGAACGCUGGAGCUUGAGAGGCAGUCAGUCAACUUAUGGUUAGGUAGCGAAUAAAGGCUGUGUUUAUACCCCACGCUGUUAAUCAACUAAGG
This is a messenger RNA of Trichoderma harzianum CBS 226.95, 3050 nucleotides long. RefSeq lists its product as hypothetical. NCBI's taxonomy places the organism in Eukaryota, Fungi, Ascomycota, Sordariomycetes, Hypocreales, Hypocreaceae. The transcript is spliced from 4 exons. Gene Ontology annotation, biological process: transcription initiation at RNA polymerase II promoter. Gene Ontology annotation, molecular function: RNA polymerase II general transcription initiation factor activity; protein binding. Gene Ontology annotation, cellular component: transcription factor TFIID complex. The record is from RefSeq and is a predicted model, not a curated record. Bases 360 to 2621 code for a protein of 753 amino acids.